UCGAAAGUUCGGUUGAAAGAAGAUCGAAAGUGCCGAGGCGUGACUCAGGAAGAAGGAUAUAACGAUUUUUUUCCGAGGACUUUGCUGCACGUUUCAACAACUCGCGGUCGUGCCAGCUUAGCGCGACAAUUGACUCGCGAUGGGAUAAACAUGGUGCAAGAAGUGGCCAGAAGUAAUUGUCGGUUCCUGUCAGAGAGACUAGAAAGCUGCGGCGAAACGAAACGUAUAAAACGGCAGUGGCAGAGCUCCUCUCUUUAGUUCAACGAGUCGAAUUCCUGUUUCAGCUUACCACAAGGAUGAUGAAUAAUUUGGGUAUUGCAUUGACGUUGCUGUGCGCCGUUUGUGGUGCGCUAGGAAGUCGACGUUAUAUCGCUAUUCCCGUCGACGGUAUCGACGGUAUCGAUGUCAUCGAAGUGAAUCCGAUCGCGCCUUCAUUGUCGAGGGUGGCCAGACAAACGGAGGCGUACGUGCCAAUUCCUAUAUCCAGCGUUUCCCAACAGGACGAUUCCGAGGUACAGCGUUCCGAGCGAUCGGCCGCGCAUGUCCUGGACUACGUCGAUUUCGGAGGACACACCGGCUCCAACGGAGCUUUCAGCUGGUACGCUGAUUAUCCGGCUCAUCGUUUCUGAUUUUCCGAAAUUAAUUACUUAUCGAGACAAGUCGAAGAGAGCGCAGGACAUCAUGAAACAUUGUUAUAAGUGUAGUACAUAAUUAGAAGUCAUAUAUAAUUGUAUAGUGACAAAGAUCGCAUAAACGAAAUUAAAUCGGAAGUCUUUAGAAGAUAAAAGAGUUCAAUAACGAAUUGUCUAUAAAAAAUAUAUAUAUAUAGCUCUCAAAGAUUCUAAUCUCUAAGCGAUAUUGAAGAAUUCAAGGUUUCAGGCAAGGAAAAUGACGUAGCUUUGUGAUCAAGUUUUCUUUUAUUUUCUGGUAUUUGUUACGGUACAAUAAAUAGUGAUUGAGAUUGACAACACA
This is a messenger RNA of Wasmannia auropunctata (little fire ant), 972 nucleotides long. RefSeq lists its product as uncharacterized. The transcript is spliced from 2 exons. The record is from RefSeq and is a predicted model, not a curated record. The coding region runs from base 297 to 629 and encodes 110 amino acids. NCBI's taxonomy places the organism in Eukaryota, Metazoa, Arthropoda, Insecta, Hymenoptera, Formicidae.